Messenger RNA from Acanthaster planci (crown-of-thorns starfish), 1664 nucleotides. RefSeq names its product ribosomal protein lateral stalk subunit P0 (gene rplp0). The record is from RefSeq and is a predicted model, not a curated record. Gene Ontology annotation, molecular function: large ribosomal subunit rRNA binding; structural constituent of ribosome. Gene Ontology annotation, cellular component: cytosolic large ribosomal subunit. Gene Ontology annotation, biological process: ribosomal large subunit assembly; cytoplasmic translation; ribosome biogenesis. Lineage: Eukaryota; Metazoa; Echinodermata; Asteroidea; Valvatida; Acanthasteridae.
GCCCACGGACACGAGGUUGAUUGAUGAGCGCACGCGUGGUACAUACUGUGGCUAUCGUGAAAUGUGCCACUUGGCCAAUUUGGUCUUUCGCUCAUAAUCGUGUCGAAGCAUUCUGUCUUUAAACCAAGCGGCAAUCCCUGUGUCACAUCAAGAUGCCCAGGGAAGACAGAGCAACGUGGAAGGCUAACUACUUCCUCAAACUUGUGCAACUGUUUGAUGAAUACCCCAAGUGUUUCAUUGUUGGGGUAGACAAUGUUGGCUCCAAGCAAAUGCAGCAGAUUAGAGCUUCCUUGAGAGGCUUGGGAGUGGUUCUGAUGGGCAAGAACACCAUGAUGCGUAAAGCCAUCCGUGGACACUUGGAAUCAAACCCAGACUUGGAAAAGCUGCUUCCCCACAUUAAGGGCAAUGUUGGCUUUGUGUUCACCAAGGGAGAUUUGACUGAGGUCCGUGAAACCAUCCUGAAGAACAAGGUUGCAGCCCCUGCCAAGGCAGGUGCCAUCGCACCUGUUGAUGUGUUUGUGGAUGCCCAUAACACUGGCCUAGGACCCGAGAAAACCUCCUUCUUCCAAGCUCUGUCGAUCCAGACCAAGAUUGCAAGAGGCACCAUUGAAAUUCUGUCCAAAGUCCACUUGAUCAAGAAAGAGGAGAAGGUUGGAGCCUCUGAAGCGGCACUGCUCAACAUGUUGAAGAUCUAUCCCUUCUCGUAUGGUCUCAAAAUCCAGCAAGUCUGUGAAGCAGGGUCUGUGUUCCAUCCUAAUAUCCUGGAUAUCACCACAGAGGACAUCCUUACCAGGUUUUCCGAGGGAGUGCGUCGUGUAGCGAGUGUCUGUCUGCAGAUUGGGUAUCCAUCGCAGGCUAGCGUGCCUCACUCCAUCAUCAAUGGAUUCAAACGCCUCCUCGCUGUUGCGUGCGCAACCGAGAUCAAAUUCAAAGAAGCAGAGCAGAUGAAGGCAUUCUUAGCUGAUCCCUCCGCCUUCGUUGUGGCCGCUCCAGCAGCUGCAGCCGACGGUAAGGAUGAGAAGGCAGAAGAGAAGGCAGCAGAGCCAGAGGAAGAGGAGGAAUCCGAUGACGAUAUGGGAUUUGGUCUCUUUGACUAAAGACCACCAGCCCCUUCCUUCAUUCUCUCACGCACUGCAGAUACUGGUUACUGUAUUUACACACUUUCUGUUUCAACCAAGAAGUAGUCUAACAGUGCACAUUUUGAGACAGGUCUUACUUCACAUCAAGGAAGUCUCUGAUACCAGCAUUCGUUUCUCACAAAAUAAAUCCACCUGUCCUGUAUGUGACAGCGUGUGACGGUUUUAAGUCAUGUGACAUCACUGAGAUUUGUAGAAGUUGCACUUUUGUGUUUUUCCCAUUGGUAUUUAUUUUUCCAGAAAUAAAUCCACCGGUGUAUCAAGUUCUUCUUUGAUAGUUCAGAUGUGAUAAAUUCAUGGUGUAUCUGAAGAAGUCACUUUCAUAAUUUGGAGAAGUAUCAUUCCACACUGCAAGGGAAAGAAUCUCAGUAAAGAUGGCGAAUCCCAUGUACGCUGCCAUCAUAAAGUGUACCGUCAUACUUUGAAAGAACUGUUUUAGAUUUGAAUAUUUUUCUCUGUAAGAAACCAAGUACCUGUAGUGUGUUGAAGAGUCACAUCCUGUGUGAAAUAAAUCACACCCAAAUACUA